CGCCCGAGGAGCGUGGAGAGGAAGCCUGGGACCCGCCGCCGAGCGCGCGUCGUCGUCUUCUGGCUUCGGCCCGGCUCCCCGCGGUUGGAUCGAGGCGUAGAACCGGAGCCCGGGAGCCAUGGGCGCGGGGAGCUCCGCCGAGCAGCGCAGCCCCGAGCAGCCGCCGGCCGGGAGCCCCACGCCGGCCGAGCUCGAGCCCUGCGCCCCCGCGGUGGAGGCGCCGGCCGCGGCCGGGGACCCCGCCAUCGCCACCGCCGCCGACCCGGCCGCCAAGCUUCUUCAGAAGAAUGGCCAGCUGUCCGCUGCCAAUGGCUUAGGCGAACAAGGAGACCCCAGCCUCCAAGAAGGAGUCUCAAAUGGCCAGGAAGAGGACCAAGUGGUCGUCAUAGAAGUUGGACAGAGAAGUUCUGAAGAUGUGAGAGAGAAAGACCCAGAAAAAGAAAUGGCUACCAACUCUGAAGUCACAGACACCACAAAGGAUGGGCAGGAGGAAAUACCUGAAAUAAUCGAAGAGAUUCCUUCCUCGGCUAGCAAUUUAGAUGAGAUAGCACACUCCACCGAGUCCCAAGCUAAUGAUGUUGGAUUUAAGAAGGUUUUUAAGUUUGUUGGCUUUAAAUUCACUGUGAAAAAGGAUAAGACCGAGAAAUCUGACACUGUCCAGCUAGUCACCGUUCAAAAAGAGGAAGGUGAAGGAGCAGAAGGUUCAAAUGGGGCUGGCGACCACCAGGAGGCCAGCGUGGAGACGGAAGGGUCAUCGUCCAAAGAGAGUGAACUCAAGCAAUCCACCGAGGAGCUGAAGCACCCCUCGAAGCACGAGCAAAGCAUCACUGAAAUUUCCACACGAGCUGAGUCUGAUCAAGCCGCAGAGGAAAGCAGCAGAGAAGCAGAAACACAAGAAAGAGAGCCUCCUAGGCCCCUAGACUCCCCCACCAGCCCCAUCAACGAGACAGCGUCGCCUUUUAAGAAAUUCUUCACUCAAGGCUGGGCUGGCUGGCGGAAGAAGUCGAGUUUCAGGAAGCCAAAGGACGACGAGCUGGAAGCUUCUGAGAAGCCAAGAGAACAGGAGCCAGAGAAGCCAGAUAUGGAGGGAGAGGAAAAUACCGAGGGAGUCCAGGAGCAGCCCGCGGCCUCUCCACAGCCCCCGGCGGCCCGAUUAUCCGCCGAGUACGAGAAGGUCGAGCUUCCCGAGCUUCCCUCGGAGCCUCCGGGGCCUGCCCACGACAAACCCGCCCCGCUGGCCUCGGAAGUGUUCGAUGAGACCAUCGAAGGCCACCGAGAGGUCGCGGCGGACGUUCACGCCUGCACGGCCGAGGCGCAAGACCCUGGGACACCCUGGGCCCGCGAGACGCCGGAGGAAGCCACCGCCACCGCGGGGGAGGCCACCGCCACCGCCGGGACGGCCACCGCCACCGCCGGGGAAGCCACCGCCGCCGCCGGGGAAGCCACCGCCACCGCCGGGGAAGCCACCGCCACCGCCGGGGAGGCGGAACCCACGCUGGGCGCCCCCGAGGGCGACCGCCCCUCCCCGGCCGACCUGGCUCCCGAUGAACCGUCUAAACACCCGGAAGGCGCGGCGGGUGAGGCCGAACUCCUGUCCUCGCAGGAGCGGAUCAAGGCGCAGGGAAGCCCCCUGAAGAAGCUGUUCAGCAGCUCUGGCUUGAAGAAGCUGUCCGGGAAGAAGCCGAAGGGGAAGCGAGGAGGGGACGAAGAGUCGGGGGAGCAUCGCCCCGCGCCCGCCGAGUCCCCCGACAGCGCCGACGAGCAGAAGGCGGGGGACAGCUCCGCCUCCUCCCCGGAGGAGCCCGAGGAGCCCGCGGCUCUGGAGAAGGCGCUCGGGGACGGCCCCCGGGAAGGGGAGGUGGAAGAAGGAGCCACCUCCUCCGACGGGGAGAAGAAGAGAGAGGGCAUCACGCCCUGGGCCUCCUUCAAGAAGAUGGUGACGCCCAAGAAACGCGUGCGGCGGCCCUCGGAGAGCGACAAGGAGGACGAGCUGGACAAGCUGGACAAGGUGAAGAGCGCCACGCUGUCGUCCACGGAGAGCGCCGCCUCCGAGGCGCCCGACGACGCCAAGGGGGCCGCCGAGGAGCCGCGGCCCGAGGAGCCGCGGCGCAAGGUGGACAGCUCCGUGUCCUGGGAGGCGCUGAUCUGCGUGGGGUCGUCCAAGAAGAGAGCCAGGAAAGCCUCCUCCUCCUCCGAGGAGGGGGACGCGCCGCCGGCCGAGGAGGCCAGCCGGGAGCCGGGCGCCGACGCGGGCCCCGAGCCGCAGGAGCCCGGGCAGCAGGGCAGCUCCUCGCCCGAGCCGGCCGGCAGCCCCUCGGAGGGCGAGGGCGUGUCCACCUGGGAGUCCUUCAAGAGGCUGGUGACCCCGAGGAAGAAAUCCAAGUCCAAGCUGGAAGAGAAAACCGACGACGGCGGCGUGGAAACUUCCGCUUCCGCUUCCGACCUGGAACCGGGAAGGGAAGAGUCUUGGGCUUCCAUUAAGAAGUUCAUUCCUGGACGGCGGAAGAAAAGGUCCGAUGGGAAGCGAGAAGCCGGCCCCGCGGAGGAGGCCGCAGGCCCGGCGGAGGCCACUGAGGACGACGGCGAUGUCCCCGCCGUGGUGCCCUUGGCCGAGUACGAUGCGGUGGAAAGGGAGAAGAUGGAAGCCCAGCUCGCACAGGGCGGCCAGGGGGCGGAGUCUAGGCCGGGGGCGGAGCCCGACGCGCCCAGCGCGCCUGCGCAGCAGUGCGGCCCGCAGGUGGACCUGUACGUGUCAGAGGAGGUGAGCCAGAGCCUGGUGCACACCGUGACGGUGGCCGUGAUCGACGGCGCGCGGGCCGUGGCCGAUCUGGAGGAACGCUCUCCGUCCUGGAUCUCCGCUUCGGUGACUCAGCCCCCCGAGCCGGCAGAGGAGGACGAAGCCAGACCCCCGUCCGGGGAGGCGAUGGGAGCAUCCGUCGAAGCCGGAGAGGCUCCCGCGGCUCCCCGCCCCGGCGAUGACCCGGUCCCCAGCGACGUGGACUUCACCUCGGCGGAAGCCGUGACCGCGGCCGAACCCCCCGAGGCCCUGUGUGCCGAGGAAGCCACGGAGCCGUCGGGGGCGGAGGAGACCACGGAGAUGGUGUCGGCCGUGUCCCAGCUCACCGACUCGCCCCGCACCGCCGAGGAGGCCACCCCGGUCCGGGAGGCGGAGGGCGCCGCGGCCGACGCCGGGGAGCAGGAGCGGCGCACGCGCGCCGUCCUCCAGGCCGUGGCUGAAAAAGUGAGAGGGGAGGCGGAGCCCGCGGACACCCGUGGGCCGCACGACGGGGUGCAGACCGCGCCGCAGGAGCCCCCCACACCAGCGAUGGGGGGGCCGGAGCAGGGGGCCUUGGAGGAGACGGUCCAGGACACGGAAGCUGACCUCGGUGCCGCGCGGAGUGGAGAGGCCGAGGAGGCUGUCAGCGAGGCGCCGGCCGAAGCCUCAGCCGAGGCACAGCCCCAGGAGACGAUGGGGGCGCCGGCCAUCCCCCCCGACUCAGCCGAAACCCUGACCGACAGCGAGACAGACGGAAGCACGCCCGUGGCCGAGUUCGAAGCCGGAGAUAGCGUGCAGCAGGACGAGGUCCUGGGAACCCCCGGAGACACAGCCCUCGCUUCCCGUACCCAGUCACAGGCCGCAGAAGAGGAGCCGAGUCCUGCCCAGCAAGAGGCCCCUCCAGCACCUUCUAGUUGCCAAACCCAGGAAGAGAAGAAAGAACCAGCAGAAGCAGAGACUGUUCUAGAAUGUACCCAAGGAGAGCUGUUGGGGGAAGCUGGACCCGUUGUGUUGAAGACUGAGGUGUGUCAAGAGGUUGGCCAGAUGCCCGAUGAAGAAGCCAAAGAGGAUGGGCCGUGGGGUGAGGGACACGAAGUGUCCACCCGCACCGACGGAGCGGAGAGCCCGGAAAAGGCUCCUGAAGUGGCCCCUGAUGGCGAGGCGGCCGCGGAGGCGGGCUGUCAGAUGGAUGAUGCUCUUGAACUCCAGCAGCCAAGCCUGCAGGAGAGAGAGGUGGAAGCUCAGGCAGGCCGGGAGGAUCCUACCGAAGCACAGCCCCUGCAAGAGAGUGAGCAAGAACCCGCGCCCAAAGCAGCUGCUCUCCGAAGAGAAGAAGUGGUUUCCACAGUGGACACGCCCCAGACCAGCAGUCCUGAUAGAAGCCCAUCUCCUCCUCGCCAAGCCCACGAGGUUGAAGUUGAAGGCUGUGGAGCAUCAGCACCUCUAACCGCUGGAGCAGUGGAGGAGGUGGUAGAGGUGGUGGAGGAGGUCUUAGAAGAAACUAAGAUUUCAGAAGCAGGUGAAACUUUGCAGUCUGCAGGUGCACCUGUAGUCCCAGCAGAGAAGUCUGUUGAACGAGAAGAAGACCAGGCCCCUCAGCUAGAAGGCGAUGAUGUUUCUGCAGAGCCUGAGACUCAGGCAAUGUCCAUACCAGUUCUACUGACCAGUCAUGAAAAAGGCUUAGAGAGAGAGGGAAGCGGUCCCCAGACAGGGCAGGCAGCAGAUGGAGGUGAUGAGCAGGUUAGUUGGCAGGAAGACCAUGCCAGUACAUCUUCUGAGGGAGAUCUUAAGGCUGAACUUGAGUCUGAGAGCAGUAAGAUCAUCCAAAAUGUAAUUCAGACAGCAGUUGACCAGUUCAUCCAGAAGGAAGAGACGGCCGUGGACAUGAUUACCUCUGAUUCACAGACACAGGCUUUGUCCCUGCGAGCAGAAGAAGCAGCUGAAGAGCAGGCCCCUGUCCAGGAUGAAACCCAAACCCUUGCAGCCCACGAGGAGUCUGAGCCAACUACAGUGGGACCCGCACUUUCCAAAGAUGUGAGUGAAAUGUCCGAAAAGAUCUUGACAAUUGGCAUGGAAAGUUCUGGUGUCGGUGGUCAGCAGCUUGACGAGGUGGUCCCUCCGUCAGAGGCGGAUGGAGAUGGGAGCAGGGCAAAGGCUGUGUCUGACGAAGGUCUCCACGAGUUAAGAGAGAGAAUAGAAAAGCCACCGUCGGAACCCAAAGAAAACAAGAAAGGAGAUGCACACCUGGAAGCCCAAAUCUCAGCCCCGGCAGAUGCCGAGGUCUCUGGAGGCUUAACCAAAGAGUCCUCCGAUACCAAUGGACCGAAAGUCACAGAGGAGGAGCCUGCCCAGGAGCCAGGAUUCCAGGAAGGAAAAGGGCACGGUGAAUCUGAUAAGGAGAUCAGAUCCCCCAAAGAAGAGGAGAUGCAAAAACCAGAGAGAGAGCCAGCAAAAUCUGAACUUACAGAAUGCUAAGACAGUGGGAAACCCAUUGUACAUUUGCCAAGACCAGAAUGUGAAGACAAGUAGUGGAAGAAAAUGCUGCUGAGACUCAAGACCAUUAUUUCAGAACUUUGAGAAAUGGAGAGCAGGGCCAUCCUCCAUCGCCCCUGACAAUCCUGAGGCUUCAUCAGGAGCUUACAGCCGUCUAACAUUUCUUGUUUCCAAGACCAUCUCCUCUUUCCCCCUUGAUAGCAUUUCAUAGUUCUGAUGUAAGGGGCUCAGUUCUUAACCUGGAACAAUACCUAGCUCUGCUUCUCAAACUGGAGUAUCGUGCUUUAUGUAUUUAUGCGUAUAUUUUAAGUCAUCCUCCUUCCAUAUCAUCCAUUGUAUAUUUUUUGCCUCCAUGUUUCACGUGUGCCCUAGAGCACAGACCUUUUGUAUCCCAUGAUACACAGCAGGCACGUAGCUAUGGGAAGCCUGGGGAAACACAAACACAGCUCCCAAGAAAUCACAUUCCUGACGAGAAGGUACAAUUCUUAUUUUCAACAUUCACUAAUGCUUAGAUCCAUGCCUCUGAAAUUGGCCGCUUUCUUCUAUGCAGUGAGCUGAAAAAAAAAAAAUAAAACGCAUUUGUAAACAUACAGAAUGAUUCUUUUAGUUACUGUGAAUUUCCCGCCUCCCCCUUUCUAGUCUAGCGAAAGUUGGAAAGUUUGUUUUCAAUGGCAAGAUAAAUUUCUUCUCUGAGAUGGUGUUACGGUGGUUUGAACAGACGAGUGUGCUAAUUCUUACCUUAGCAGGCCAGUGCAACAUUUUUCAUGUCAUGCAGAAAGAACUGACUUUGUACAUUUUUGACUCUACUUUUGUAGUCUAGACUGGAUCUACGUGUGGCGCAGCGAGUCCUUUCUCUAUAGAUGCUAUUUUGGUAGACGUGGCUGGUGUCUUGUGUACUUACGUCCUUCUUGCCGAACAUUGUUGCACAUUAUGUUCAUUUGGAUAAACUGUGAUUGGACAACGGAUUUAAAUAAAAUAUUUGCUUCUCUUAGAUUUGCUGGCUUUAUGAGGCUGUGUAUUCACUGGGAGAAGACCAGUGAGAGGGUGGUAGGUGAACACCGGUUUGAGCCAAAUGUUUACAGGGCAGAGAUGUAUUUGCUAAAAUAAACAGAGGCUUUUUUUAGAUGGACAUUUCUGCUCCUGCUCUGCCAACUCCCCUCCCCCCCAAAAGAGGCCUUUUUUAGAGUUUUAAUAUUUUUCAUUUCAAACAAUGACAAAUGUUGUGAAAAGGAAAUUUGUAGAACUGCUUUGCCUAAAAGAUGAUGAAAAGUUUU
Dipodomys spectabilis (banner-tailed kangaroo rat) is the source of this 6543-nucleotide messenger RNA. It is a transcript of the gene Akap12, whose product is annotated as A-kinase anchoring protein 12. Gene Ontology annotation, molecular function: calmodulin binding; protein kinase A binding. Gene Ontology annotation, biological process: regulation of protein kinase C signaling; signal transduction. Bases 119 to 5251 code for a protein of 1710 amino acids. The record is from RefSeq and is a predicted model, not a curated record. NCBI's taxonomy places the organism in Eukaryota, Metazoa, Chordata, Mammalia, Rodentia, Heteromyidae. Gene Ontology annotation, cellular component: cytoplasm. The transcript is spliced from 4 exons.